AAUGUGGUGGACUAUAACUGGAAACUUCGGGAACAUUCUACCGAUUGACUGGUCCAAAUCAUGCGCCCGCAAACUGCAUGUGCCAGCCCUUAAUCUUAACGAGUGCAAGGAUUCCCGGCAAGAAGACGCCGAUGGAGACGCCGACUUGGCCGAUCUGAGCUCUGAGGACGAGGCUGUCGCCAACGACCUGGAUAUGCACUCCUUGAUCUUGUCCGGACUCCAUGGUGACGCGGAGCCAGUCAAAACUGCAGACGAGGUGAUCCGUGAAAUCGACGACAUGAUGCAGGAAACGCCGUCGCAUGAACUGUCUCCUGGUUCAGAGGAGUCUCUUCUAGAUGCUGUAGAGCGGAAAGGAAAAGAAGUUUUGUACUCUCCAUUAUAUGAAGAAAAGCUGAAAACAUUAAGUGUGUCUCAAUUGAAUGAGUUGUACCUGGAGCUAGAAGUUCUUAUUCGAGAAUUUUCGGAAACCCUUAUAUCUGAGCUCGCUUUACGAGAUGAGCUGGAAGAAGAGAAAGAACUCAAAAAUUCAUUUAUAUCAUUGCUCUUAGCUGUGCAAAAUAGGCGAAGACAACACCAUGUCGACAAGAAGCGCAACAGCCGAAACAGUGGAGUUGGGCGCUCUCCCAGUUCAGCAGAAUCAAAGUACCUGACAACUGUGAUUCCUUACCACAUGGGAGGUGGUCCUCCAACAGGCCAGGCACUUCAAUUUCUAAUUAAAAUACUGAAAGCAAUAAAUGAAGAUAGCCCCACUGUUCCCGCAUUGCUCACUGAUUACAUUCUCAAGGUUUUAUGUCCUACUUAAAAUAUGGAAGAGCCAGUGACCUACAUCCUUAUAUGGCCUUGGGUAGUUGAAUGUGCUUGAGUGAAAGGCAGACCUGUGUAUAUUCUGUAUUUAUUAAGGAAAAAAUUAUAUAGUAUGCUUUUACUUACAUUGAGUUAAAAGAUCUUAUCUUAUUUCUUUGUAGAAAUGUAAGUGUGUUGCAUUCUCGUUUGGGUUUUUUCUUUGAGUAGAGGAUGAGUGUGGAAAUUGAGUGACUGCUAGAAUUAAAACUCUGAUAACGAUAUGGAUCAAAGCAAAAUAUUUGCCUCUUCAAAAGUUACAAUCACUUGGAUGUAUUGUGAACAAAGAACAUGAUUGAUUUAUUUUUUGUAUCAAUAAUUCAGUCGUAAUAAUUAUUAUUAAAUUAUCGAUUGAAUUUUUUUUUUCAAGAAGUGUUACAAGUGUGGCCAUUUGAGUCAAUUUAAAUUCAAGGAUUUCGUGGGUUGCAUUAUGCAGCAAUCAUGGUACAGUUUUGUGCGAUGUGCACCGGCCGUUGUAUCAAAAUUAGCCUGGCAAAAAUACAUGCAAGAUGACGUCCGGGAAUUGGCAUUCUCUUAAAUACUAGCAAAUGAAUUUUGCAUUGUGUUACAACUCGAUCCUCUUAAUGAAUUAUUAUGGUCUCAUACCUAUUUCCUUCCUAGUUUUCUAUUUUGCCUAGACAUGUUUCCUACAAUUGAUUACCAAACGAUAUUGAAAGAAAGCUAUGUUUUUCGGUAUCCCGUUGAGCAACGAAAGAAAGUUUUCAUAGCUAAUUUUCAAUGCAAGUAUGGAUCAUGUUAUCUUUGAUUCCAAAAUCUUUUCUUCAAUGAGGGUAAAAAAAUUAUCUCAGAUGUCAUGGUCAUAUAUCUGUGUAUUGCCUCUGAUUCUUAUGAUUGAAAACAGAACACUGAAGCCAGGACAUGAAAAAUAUGUAAUAAAAUGCCAGAAAGUUUUAUACAUUAUGUAUAAAGAUGCGUUAAAAUAGUGUAAAUAGCCUUACAGCCAUAAUGUAUGGAACAUGAAAUUGCGCACUAAGAUUUGAAAUAAAAAGGGAUUCAGUGCUCACUGACAUCUCAAGUGUUCAACUGUUGCACGCUUGCAAGUGCUUUCUAUUUCGGAUGCCAGUGUAUGGAACGGAUCUUUUUGGUUUGGUUUUGUGGGACUUUGAAACUAGAAUACAUCGCCCUUUGACUCUCUCUAUCCAAAUAAAUGCAACGCUCACGACUCUUCCACCUUCUGUUCACCCCUAAAAUAUAUAGCGGAGAAGUUUGUUUGGCGACUUAAUGCCUUUUAUGGGUUAGUAACCUUACUUGAGACAAAAUGGAAGCAAAUAGGCACUGAAAGUUUAGGGCAUAUUUUUGCCAUUAAAGUGUUAAAUUUUCAUGCCGUUCCAUGAUCAUUGGAAUCAUUUGCACCUCUUUAAAAUAUAGUAAGGUCCACGUUUGUAUUUCCAAUUAGUAAAAAAGGUAUGAUUUUUAAAAAUGUAUGUUUCAUAAAUGUGAACUCCAGUCUAAAGCCAUUACUAUAGUGAUCAAUUUACCCAAUUUAAAUUUAAUUGCUUAUAUUUAUUUGCUUGGUUAUAUAAGAGUUUAAGUUUGUAUAGAAUUCUAUGAUAUUUAGUAGUGAAACAUUUUAUUUAUUGUUUUAAGUUCACUAAGUAUUAAUAAAUUAUUGUAUGUAUAUACUUGUUUAUUAUCUACUUUACUCAUUAGCAGAAUGUUAAAUCUUGAAAUGGCUUUCAACUAGUCAACAGUGCCAUGUGUUCCCCUCGUGUGUGAGGACUGAAUUUAAGCUGUUCUUUUUUUCCUUUCCAUUCAUACAAACUUUAAUUCUGUUGUGUAUGCUCCCGCAUUUUUUUAAAUUGCUCUAAUGAUAAGUUAUACGUUUCUCUGCUAAAUUUGAGUACAUAAUCUAGCCCACCCAUGUGUAUAAUCUGGAUUUAAAUUUCUUGAAUUAUUAUUGUACCCCAACUUUCUAAGCACAAUCGAUAGAACUUCAGACUUCAUUCUGUUUCCAUUUUCUUUUGACUGUAAGAAAUUUAGUGUGAUAUUUGACUUUUAAGAUUUGAACUGAUUACUUUGUUCUUGUUAGCUUUGUUCUUGCUUGCCGAAGCAACUGUGCCUGUUAAUUUUUCGUUGUUCGCUUGAUAUCUAGUGUAUUUGACUAUUGUUACAAAGAAAAGUGACUACUUGUCUUGAAGCAUUUUGAAGAUGCCUUGUAAAGCGAUGCACAUUCCAAGUACACUGAAAAAACAAAGAUAGGACGUAGUGCCUUCUUUACGGUGCUAAUUUUUAGUGCCUUAAGAGAGACAUUUUAAGUGAGCUCAAAGGGGCGUUAUCAUCGCACCUGUACAGUACUUGCGUGCCUUUACUGGAACGAUAUUUGAUCGUGCCCCUUUCAAAGAUGUUGCAACUAUUACACCGAUAAACUAAGUGUUCAACUGCUCAACACUUGAAAGUGUGCAACUGCAAGGUGAAUACUUGCAAGUGUGCAACUCCGUAGUCGUACACUUGCAAGUGUUAAACUGGGUAAGUGUGCACUUGCAAGUGUGCAACUCCUCAGUUGAACACUUCCUUACAUUGGACGCGUACUGUGUAGGAAGUGCUCAACCGAGGAGUUGCACAUUUGCAAGUGCACACCUACCGAGUUGCACACUUGCAAGCAUUAAACUUGCAGUAGCACACUUGCAAGUAAUUAACUUGCAGUUGCACACUUUGAAGUGUUGAGCUGUUGAACACUUAGUUUAUCAGUGUAACGACUCUUUGAGGGCGCUGCGUCCUUCCUAUUCCAAAAAGAAUGGUGAAAAAUGUCCGUCAGCGACGGCAUUUGUGAGUUUUUUUGCAAGACGCUUUUAGGGGCGUUUUGCUAUAGUAUGUAGCACCCCUCCGUCGCUCACAAAUAUCGUCACUGACGGGCACCCCUUUCUGGAAUUGCUGGUGUUUUCAGAGUGGUCUUUAAAUGCUUUGUGAUCAGGGCGUAUUUAGAGAGGGGAGGAGGGGGGGGGGACUUCCCCUGUCGGCCCUAAACAGACACUUAAAUAAGCAAUUUGAGCUACAUAUCCCCUGUAUGUAGGCAAUUGCUCUCUGCUUCAACCUCUGUCGGCCGGCCCUUGCUACGCCCCUGUGUGUGAUUAUUGAUCAUUGUAUCGGCUUUCCUUCUGACAUUAUUCACGGUGUAGAAAACAACACCGUUAGUUUGUGUUGUUGGAUACUGAAGUAGUUAUUUAUGGGUUUUUUCAGUUUCCUUCAAAGGCACCCUUCUUUUGCAAAGUAUGAUACUUUGAUGAUGCACAAAGUAUUGAAGGAUGGUCAUUCAAAAUUAUUGAAAAUCUUGCAACACCCCCACUCUUUAAAAUUGUGAGCUCUCCCCUUUUGAAUACUGUAACUUUUUUUAUUUCUUCUAGCAAACCAGUUAGUAGAUGUUAUUUUGAAUGUGAAACGCAAACAUCUAAAAUAAAUUUUAAAAAACUUCGAAAUAUGGCA
Molecule: messenger RNA, 4281 nt
Organism: Frankliniella occidentalis (western flower thrips)
Lineage: Eukaryota; Metazoa; Arthropoda; Insecta; Thysanoptera; Thripidae
Gene: Unc-76
Product: fasciculation and elongation protein zeta-2
Cellular component (GO): cytoplasm; axon
Source: RefSeq, a predicted model, not a curated record